Molecule: messenger RNA, 1818 nt
Organism: Uncinocarpus reesii 1704
Lineage: Eukaryota; Fungi; Ascomycota; Eurotiomycetes; Onygenales; Onygenaceae
Exons: 4
Coding region: 1-1818 (605 amino acids)
Molecular function (GO): protein binding
Source: RefSeq, a predicted model, not a curated record
AUGCGCUCCUCGUGCCGCUCGAAACACCACUCCACGCCGACCAAAUCCCUCCCGCUCCUCCACAACCUCCUUCCCUCCGCCCCGACAUCCCCGCCCACCCCGGCACCAAGCCCAACGCCCCAGCAACGGGCCCCAAGCUGGGAGACCGCAUUAGAAGAUGAAGACAUAUCCUUCCGCGAGGCGAUAUCGCAUUUUAGCUUAUUGGGGCGGUCGGAGCGGCAGCGGUUCUUAACAGAGCUUCUGAACCUAUGUGAUAAGCAGCUGCUUGGGUUUGUGCACCAGCUUGUUGGCCCAAAGUUGAGGAAGGACCCUUUCGAGAUGCUCCCAAACGAGCUGUGUUUGAGGAUCCUAUGCGAUAAACAUUCCUAUAGACGAAUAUCGGAAGACUACGAAGCACCAUUUGAACAAUACUCGCCCUCCUCCUCAACCUUUGGAUUUAAUUCUAAUUUUAAUAGAGACUUACAAGAGUUACAAAGUGCCUAUGGAUCGGUGCACGACCCGUUAAGCGGCAAUACUUCAGUCGUGGCGUCGUCGAUUGAUACCUAUGACAGGCCGCGAAUCCGAAGACUACGCACCAAAACCACCUCGUACCGUUCCCACUUCAAGCAGCGAUAUAUGGUGGAGGCAGCCUGGAAGAAAGGCGGCCACCUUAAAACGAAGUACAUCACUCCAGAUCAGGGAGUAGUCACUAGUCUUCAUAUGACACCGAAAUAUAUUGUCGUUGCGCUGGACAAUGCAAAAAUUCAUAUUUUCGACACCGAGGGCGAGCAUCAAAAAACUUUGAACGGUCAUGUUAUGGGAGUUUGGGCCAUGGUGCCAUGGGAUGAUCUGCUGGUCAGUGGUGGCUGCGAUCGAGAUGUUCGUGUAUGGGAUAUGUCUACCGGUGCAAGCAUACAUAAGCUUCGCGGUCACACAUCGACCGUACGGUGCCUAAAAAUGUCGGAUCGAGAUACAGCCAUAUCCGGUUCCCGAGACACCACAUUGCGAAUAUGGGAUUUAGCGGCGGGAGUAUGUAAAAAUGUCUUGAUUGGCCAUCAGGCCAGUGUUAGAUGUCUAGAGAUCCACGGAGAUCUAGUGGUGUCAGGUAGUUACGACACUACUGCAAAAGUCUGGAGCAUAUCGGAAGCUCGCUGCCUAAGAACGCUAAGCGGACAUUUCAGCCAAAUUUAUGCUGUUGCUUUUGAUGGGCAACGGGUCGCCACCGGCAGCUUGGAUACUAGUGUGAGAAUUUGGGAUCCUCACUCUGGACAGUGCCAUGCAGUUUUACAAGGCCAUACGUCCCUGGUCGGUCAACUACAAAUGCGAGGGGAUACGCUGGUGACCGGUGGCUCUGACGGAUCUAUCCGCAUCUGGUCUCUGCAGCGCAUGACGGCCAUUCAUCGCCUAGCUGCACAUGAUAACAGCAUUACCAGCUUGCAAUUUGAUGCUAACCGGGUCGUAAGUGGUGGAAGCGAUGGCCGCGUGAAGAUCUGGGAUCUUGCGAGUGGUCAAUUGGUACGUGAGCUUAGCCAACCCGCCGAAGCCGUUUGGCGGGUAGCUUUUGAGGAGGAAAAAGCAGUCAUUCUCGCAACUCGUGAUGGGCGAACGCUUAUGGAGGUCUGGUCAUUUUCUCCGCCAGAGGAUGAUUAUGCCGAAACGUAUCACACGGGCUCUGUGAGCCCGACUUCAACACUAGGACAGAGUAGUUUCUCGGCUGCCCAUUCCACAAUCACCACCGUUGACGCGACCAGCAGCAAUGUAGGAACUGUCUCUUCCCCGAUAUCCUACGAACUUCACGACCUGGAAAUGCAAGACAUAAGCAACGAAAGUAAUCGAUAA